This is a messenger RNA of Aphanomyces astaci, 3071 nucleotides long. RefSeq lists its product as hypothetical. Bases 47 to 3010 code for a protein of 987 amino acids. NCBI's taxonomy places the organism in Eukaryota, Oomycota, Saprolegniomycetes, Saprolegniales, Verrucalvaceae. The transcript is spliced from 10 exons. The record is from RefSeq and is a predicted model, not a curated record.
CAGCAUCUGACUUUUCCUGGCAGCAUAUGACAGCGGGUUGAGCGAUAUGCCAGAUAUCACACGGGAUGCAGAGCUUCUGAAAAACCUGGGUCGCCUUGUCGAGACCAUUCCCUCGAUCAACCAUGAGACGGGCACUUCCAUCGCCGCGUUCGGCGACUUGGAGGUCAUCGGGGCCGAGGAAAAGCCGCACGUGUUGUUCGAGUUUCAAGAAGUCGCGGACCCCAGCAUCCCGUUCUACCUGCAAGGCAGUGCGCAGUUCCAAGAAGCGGAUGCCCUCGAGCAACGACGGCAGCUCAAGCUGUCGCACAACGUCGGGGAGGCGAUUCUCCAGUAUUGGCACGUGUUUCCAAAGUUGGUGGUCAUCGACGAGCACGUGAUCACCAAGCAAGAGUACAUGCAAGUGAUGCUGCUCAUCUUCAAGGUGUUGCGCAAUGACUUUGAACGGUCGACGGCCACGGUUCAAAUCGAAAAGGACUGGAUCAUCGAUUCAAAGUCCAGCCAGUACAUGAACACAACGACCUUCUUCGACGCCCUAUUCGAAGUGGUGGACGUGUGGACGUGCGACAUCCAAGAAGCCACGUACAUCGGGUUCCUCAAUCUGCUCUACCGGCGCAUCUCUGUUCGAGCGAUUGUGUUUUUCGAUGGCACGGUCAUCAAAGUGACACUGGACGACAAGACAAAAACGUUGCACGAACUCAUGGCAGAAGCCGUGCCGCUGGCCACGCUCAGUGCGUUCAGCCACAUCGCUCGGUACAUGGGGGACUCGUCCAUCACGACCAUGGGCGACUUGGCAAAAGCCGAGCCCGUCGACAUUGAGCGCAUGCGCCUCGCGUACAUUCAAAAGAACGACCUGUCCACGGAAAUGUUUGGCUCCGACUUGUUUCAGGUGCUCGAACUCAUGGGACGCGUGGCGUCGGGGGAAGUGAACAGUUUGAACUCGCUCGUGAGCCUCACGAGAGCAGACCCGGCACUCAUCGACUGCGUUCGGCAAGCUUUCAUCUCGGCCCGCCACAUCUCCACGACGGAGCAGACCGUGAUGGAGCGCAUCUUGGAAGAGUUGCUGAAAUUUGGAGUGAACCCGCAGACGUUGGCGGGCGAGUCCAUGGCCAAGGAAACGUACAUGAACUUGUUUAGGUUGUUUGUCGUCAAGACAGGGGAAGAAAUAGCCGACUUGGCCAAGCGAGACUUGAUCCGGAUCAAAGAUCAGAUGGAGCGGCAUGGGCUGUACGUUCCAGAAGACAUGCUCGAAGCCAAGUACAAGGAGUUCUUUGAGACUGUGAUUAACACCACGGGCGCCGAGGUCGUGCAAGGGGCCAAGCAGUGGAUCAUGACGCACUCGAACGAAGGCUCGCUCGCGUCGCUGAUUCAGAAAGAGUACGACGAGUUCAAACCGCUGGACGAAGCGAAGGCGUUCACGGCCGACGACGCAGAGUUCACGGCACUGACAGCGGAAGCGCCAGACGACGACGACGACGACAACGAUACCAACGUGGUCAUUCCUGCGCGAAAGAUCCCCCCGAAACCAGCCAAAGCGGCCCUGGCUGUGCUGGCGCCCAAACCUGCGCCCCCCUCCAAACUUGCACCCCCCCCAGUCGUUCCUCUGAAAGCAGACACCCCCAAACCAGUGGCGGUAGUGCCAGAACCGCCGAAACAACCGGUUCCUUCCCCUGUGCUUAAGGUCGUGGAAGAUCAAAGCAGAGAAAAAGCCGAAUCUACGCGAGAGGAAAGUGACUACGAUCAGCAGUCUGUCCAAGUCGAAGUCGACAACAAUAGCCGCAAACCGUCUGAAAUGUCGACUUCGGAGACACCAGUGCCCUUCACAGUGCCAGUCGCAGAAGUCACGCGAGCUCCGACCCCAGAAGAGUCCAGAGCUGUGGAACAGCAGAACGAAUCAUGGCCGUCAGAAGCAGAAUCUAUGGCUGACAACGACACGUACGAAACACCAAUGACGCCCCCUCGUCAAGACAAGGCGGAGGAAGUUCGCCCCCCCAGUCCAGAAAAAGCCCCCGCGCCGGUUCAAGUGGACAAGUCCAUCGUGGACGAGUUCUUAGCUCGCGCCAAACCGCCGGCGCUGGCAAGAGAUCCGAGCCGCAAGUCCACUCUGGUGGAAUACAACGUUCUGCCACCUCCCCCGCGGUCCCCCAAGGAACCAAAAGCCAAGCGCAAAAAAAUCAAAGACCCCCCGCCCGCGCGACUGGCUAAAAUUCUCGUCGGGGGACUCACGCAAGAAAGUGUCCCGUCCAUAGCACGGUACAUCCACUUGCUUGGGUUUGGCGAAGUGUUGCACGCCAAGACAAAGGAAGAAGCGGUGGACAUGUGCGACCCCAACUUGGGACCUGGCGUCGACCUUGUGUGUUUUGUGAUUGGCUCCCGCCUCGAAGCAGCCAUUCCGGUCUUGCGUGUUCUCAUGGGGUUGGUGGGGCCCCGUGUGAUUCUCAUUGGGGGCGACCUGAACGACCCCAUCAAGACCAGUGCCAAGGCCCUCGAGAGCGUGGCCGAAGGGGCGUUGUAUUUUGCGACCAUUCCCAUCGACUACAUGGCGCUCCGUGGCAAGAUGCAAGUGGUGUUAGAAAACGCGCCUCAAAAGUUCAUUUUCCGACGGAAGCAAGAGCAGCCGUCGUCGCCCCUGUUUAAAGCGCUAGCCCAAUCGUCGGACGUCAAAGCGACUAAGCAGACGACCGAGGCCAAGACCAGCCCCACGUAUAGCAGCAGCAAACCCCUCGACAAUUCCUUCAAGGCGCCCCCCGCGCUAACCCCCCCCGUGCACGGCGACCCCCCCACAAUUAUGAUCAAACGCCCCUCCAAGCGAUCGUGGUUUGGCGCGCGCUUGCCAUCGUUGCGAGACAUGCUCGGCGGGCGUCUCCAAAGCAGCAAGUCCAGCUUCAUGUCGCUGCGAGUGAAGAUGUCGUCGAAAGAGGGCGCGGACACGCCAGUUGUGCCGCCGACGCCCAAGCCCAAAUCGACCAGUUUUCAAGCCAUCAAGCGCUUCACGGCUUCGUUUCGAGAAUAGCGCGACAUGUUAUAUUUAAUACCGUCCGCAAAAAUAUUAUCCACGAGUCGAUUUAUUAUCC